Molecule: messenger RNA, 2281 nt
Organism: Paramuricea clavata
Lineage: Eukaryota; Metazoa; Cnidaria; Anthozoa; Malacalcyonacea; Plexauridae
Source: the annotation of a GenBank genome assembly
AUACGGUGACAAAGCACCCAAGUCCAUUAUCGCACGCAUUCUCUGCAUUAUCUGGAUGUUGGCGGGAGCAAUUUUACUCUCACUGUUCACUGCUAACACAACAUCUAUUAUCACCGCAAGUAGAAUUGGGAAGAAUUCACAGACUAUGGGGAAAAAGGUGAAAUUGAAGUUGUGACGAGAUAAAUUAGUACAUGAUCCAAAUACUUAGAAAACUGUCUGGUAGUUAGACUACUCACGCCCCUUGUCUAACAUUCUGGUAGUUAGACUACUCACGCCCCUUGUCUAACAGUCUGGUAGUUAGACUACUCACGCCCCUUGUCUAACAGUCUGGUGGUUAGACUACUCACGCCCCUUGUCUAACAUUCUGGUGCUUAGACUACUCACGCCCCUUGUCUAACAGUCUGGUAGUUAGACUACUCACGCCCCUUGUCUAACAUUCUGGUGCUUAGACUACUCACGCCCCUUGUCUAACAGUCUGGUAGUUAGACUACUCACACCCCUUGUCUAACAUUCUGGUGCUUAGACUACUCACGCCCCUUGUCUAACAUUCUGGUGCUUAGACUACUCACGCCCCUUGUCUAACAUUCUGGUGCUUAGACUACUCACGCCCCUUGUCUAACAUUCUGGUGCUUAGACUACUCACGCCCCUUGUCUAACAUUCUGGUGCUUAGACUACUCUGGUAGGGAUGCAACUACUAAGACCCUGGGUACGAGGUUGUGAAACUAUAGCUGAAAAAUGUAAGGGGAAUUUCGACGUUUCCAGCGAAAGCCCUUCGCCCUGAGAUACCAGCGGUGGUCGGGAAAUAUAAAAGCCUUAUAUCGUAUAAACGCGCCAUUUAAUUAAUUAAACUACGAAAAUAAAACAAAUGCCAAUGGUGGCGAGUAAUUUUUAGUAUCUAGCUGUCUGAUUAUAAUUUCACCUCAUGAAGUCACACGUGAAUAGAGUACUUGAUCGAUGCUUUAAUCUUAUUCAAUACAAUGCAUCCAUAUAUUUUUCAGUGUUACUUGUCCUCUGUUCCAUGUUGUGUCCGAAUGGCUUUCUUUCUUAUUAUUAGUGUAUUUGUUCUCUUAUUAUGUUCUAAUUUCGUUUUUUCUAUUCAAUCCCGUUCCGUUAGAUUGGAGUUGUUAAUAUGAAACAAUUUGUGCAGGCAGAAUUGAAUCUUGGAGCUCACAUUAUCGGUAUAAAUCUACGAGCAGUUCAUACAGCAACAAGAGCGCUUAAGCAAAAGACGAUUUAGUGCAUGAUAACACGUACGGCAACCAGAAUUCAAUCGGGCUGUUUUUUCAUGAUGAAGAGUAAUGGCAGCAAUUCUUGCUUGAAAUGAACGAACGGCAGUCAAUGAAGUUUCACGUUUGUGAUUUGAAACAAGAACAGCUGUGCUUCUACGCAAAUACGUCCGCGUAUAGGAGGUGUCUUCGUAAUUUGGGUUAUAAUGAUAGUAUUUCAUUGAUCGAGAUUAUAAAAGACUAGAGUGGGCAUUCCAGGAAAAAUCGAGGGAGAAAUUCAAGCAUUCUAAUGGGGGAUUUUACUUGAAAAUUCCGGAUGUUAGCUCCCACGCCAAGUGACUACAUUGAGGUCCUCGUAGCAAAACUGUUGAGACUAACUUAGCAACAAAAAUUAAUACGAACUAGUCUUACUAUACGGCUGGCCUAAACGAACAAAACAUCCCAAUUCUGGAAAAAUACUCUUCAUAUAUAUGGACCAUAUUACAACAUGGGAAUUUGAAUUUUGUUGCAUUUUUCAAAAUUCGGGCGAUUUUCUUUCCAGUUUUUUCAAAUUGUUUUGACGACCAGAAAAAAAUUAUUUCGCCUGUUGCUAAAGCGCUGUUGCUAACGAUAUUAUAAUGUAGCCAAUAAGCAUACGUUUUUCCAUUCGGAUUAGGCAGCUUCGAUUUGUUUCCGACUUUAUUCCGCAAAUACCACUCAAUUGUUUUAUGAUCUCUAUAUGCUUUUAUUAAUAUUGGGACAAGAAGUUGUGUUCAUAUAAGAGAUGUGCUAGUGGAACCUUCAUCUUUCAGAAUACACCAAAGUUGAAGCUGCGUUAGAAGCUCUAAACGACAAGAGUAUCGACCGAUUGUUGUUUCCUCACUACCUGGAUUUACUUUUCUUCAUGUCUGACCCAAAUCUCGGAAUGCCUGUGCUGUCUAAUAUCUAUAUUGCCAAGGAACUGGAUAAAUCAUUUCAGAUUGGCAUGGUGUUGUCGCAUGGCAACGGUUCAUUGCUCAGUAAUCAGGAUUUUUAUACAUGUUUGGAAAUUAUGACAUCUAGGAUUUCAUCGGAG